UUUCGCGCCGCCUAUACCCGUCUCUUUCGCGGCGGAGCAAGUGCGUCCGGAGAUUUGCUGACAAGCGGGUUUCGAUUUGAAUUUCGGUCUUCGGUUAUCGCUUUUUCGGGAUUUUCGUUGGUUUUUACGUAUGCAAAGCAUGUAGUUUGGCAUUACCGUUGUCACGACGCGUUAUAAAAAGUGACCACGCCCCCUCCUCCAACCUCCGCCCCCCACAAAACCAAUCGUUGAUUACCCACGGAAAAUUUCACUUUGCAUCGAAAGCUCGUUUUUGCAUACACAACAAUUAACGGAGGUCCCACUGUGCCCACCGGACUUGGACUCGAUUUCCUAAGCCGCACAAUAUGGACUUCCAUUUAGCGAUAUAACAUAUAUGUAUAUAGCAUUGAGAUUCUCGAGCGUGGAAUUAACAUAAAGUUUUACCCCCUGGCUGGCCUCCAAUUAGAAACCGCCAUAAAUGCAUAAGAAUUGUGCAGUGAAGUCCAUUCAAAGACUUAAUUAAGAAUUAUUAAUUAUUUAAUUGGCAUUACGCAAGCCAAGGUCGUUGGCUGAUAAAAUGCGAUAGUUUCCAGAAGUUUUACCUCUCACCUGCCCAAGACAAACGGAAAACAAACUAAUCAAAGACAAAAUCGCAUAAAUAAUUGCAAGAAAAAACCGAAUACAAACAAAAAAGCAAACCUCCAGCCAAGAUAUAUUAUAUGCUUUCGUGUUUAUAUAGCAAAGACUGAUUCAAGAAGAAACCCGUCUGACCCGUCCUCCCAAAAACAAUUUCUCGCUCUUGACUAAAUCCGCCAGCAAAGCCAUCAAUAAAACGUAUACAACACAGCAACAAAAUGCAAAUACUGGACAACAAAUAAUUUAACGAUAAUUUACAAAACGCCCGAGGCAGAAACAAAAGAAACAACAAGUUAAAUAAGAAAAGAGUCAAAUUGCAAAUUACACAGCCAAAAACACUUUGGAUAAGGCUUUCCGAGGAGUAACGAAAAUGUCUCAGUCGACGUCGCCAUCGACGUCGAAGUCGCUGCUUCUCGGCCGCAGCUUCUUUUUCUUCGUCACCAUCUGCGGCUGCUUUGCACAAGAUACUUCCAGCUACUAUUUCCCAUCGCAAAAUCGAUUUGUGCCAUCGUCCGGUUCCUUUCCCCGCCAGCAGCCGCAGUCGCUGAGUGGAUUCCGGGCCAGUUCCGGCGGAUUUGCUCCAUCGCCGGGCUCCUACCAGGAGCAGCUCCUCUUUAUAGCCAACGAAAACGCCAAGCAAUCGCCCGCGGCGUCCACUUCCCAAUUCGGAGCUCCAUUCGGCGGUAGUUCCCAGUUUGCGAAACCCAAUCGCCAGACGGACUUUUACGAUAUCUCGCCACGCCCCUUUGGAGUGCCGGCGGGGGCGGGGCCAGCGGCAGCGGGAGCGGGAUCUGGUGGAACGUCCGCAUCGUUGACCAACGGCUUCACACGCUCCAAGGCGAUACGGAAUGGAUCGGGAAACAGCCUGAGUGGCGGAUUCCAGCCGCAGACGCAGCGCAUCAAUGUGCCACACCAGCAGACGCAGUUUCUGGCCCACUUCAGCGAAAAUGGGAACGAGAAGCGUCCGGUGACCAGCAGUCGACCAUUUGGCAAUGGCGGAUUCUCACCCACCAGGACACGAACUCAGGCCCCGGUCUCGGCCCUCCCUGAGAACCCGGCCACUCCGGCAGGCACGCCCUUCCGGCCACGGAACCGCUAUCAGCCUGGCAGCUCCACUGCAUCCACCACGACCACGACCACGGGCAGUGCGGAGGUGAGCAGCAAGCGGUACAAUCGAUUUGGAGGCAACAGGGCGAAGCCCACCAGCACCACCACCACCUCGACCACUCUAAACACGCCUUCGGAGCGUCCCAGUUUUGGCAGGAAGUCUCCGAAUCCCCGGCGUCCAGUCUUCAUCAGUCGCGAGGUGAACGAACCAGUGAGUGUGGUCAGCAAACGGCCUUUUGACUACAGUGGAGCCAGGCUAAAGUUACCAGCCAGACCCACCGCCCGCACCACCAGCACCACCGAAAGCGCCGAGGAGGAGGAGGAGGAGGAGGCGCUGGACGAGGAGCAAGAAGAUGAGGAGCAGGAGAACAGCGAUGAGCAGUACGAGCAGGAGUCUGACGAGGGCACCGAAGAGCACUCGGAGUCCUCCAGCCUAGAGAAGUUACCGCUCCAGGAGGAGAGCGUCACCCCAGUGACGGUGGCCAAGAAUGAGGCAUCCUCACCAGCAGAGACCUCCGAACCCACGACCAUUUCGGAAACUGGUCAUGAGAGCAGCACCAGCAGCACCGAAGAAAGCCAAACUGAUGUCUCAGAAGUCACUAACGCAGAGGUUGAGGUCACCACCGAGCCCCCAGUUCAUGAGGAGGAGAUUGCCGAGGAGGCCACCACUAUUAUUCCACAGGAGAACCAAUCCACCGAGGAUCUCCAAGUGGAGGAACAAGCUGUGACCACUGAACCGCCGCUGGAGAACACCUCCAAGCAGGAAGAAGUCGAGAUCGAAAAGGCGCAGGAGAACUUAUCCAAACAGGAGGAUACAACAUCAUCCAAGCCAGAGGAGCACAGUUCAUCCAAUUCGGAGAUCAAAAGCGUGAGCAAGCAGGAGGAGCAGUCCGAAUCCCAAUAUGAUGAUGAAGGCGAAGGUGAGGACUACGAGUACGAAGAUGAGGAAGGCAGUGAGGACUCAACCAGCGAAGUGGAGAGUCAGGACUCGAAGCCAUCCACACCCAGUAGCGAGCACGAGGACGAUCGGGAAAUCAUCUCGGUGGUGACCACCAAGAGUGUGGUCAAUGGAUCCACAGUCCUACCCGUUCCGGUCACUCCCAGUUCCAAUACCAUAGCUGAAGAGGAGGAGGUGGCUUCGCAGGCUGAUCUGAAAGUGGAAACCACCACACCCAUAACACUUGAAGAGGAGAAGGGAACCAAUGCCACUGAGAACUAUGUGGUCGUGGCCUCCAUCCAACCCAGUCGUAGUAUCAAUGGGGCCAGGUUCCUGCCCUUCCCAGCCAUUGAGCAGGAGGAGACCAAGCAGACCCUCUCCGAGCUGGAGAGGAAGGUGCACUCCAAGCAGCAGCAGACCCCGGCCCAGAAGCAAUCGGAGGGCAGCGAGGAGGUUCCUCCGGCCAGCUCCUCCAUCCAGCCCCCAGUGGCUGCCUCCACGGAGAGCAUCAUCGACAAACUGGACCGUGUGCAAUCGGAGCUCUCGAGUGGACUUCUAUCCGGCAAGUACCCCAUAAUCAGCCAGAUGGACUCCUCCACACCCGCCACCAGCACCACCGUGGGAACGGGGCCCGGCAAAUUCGUGCCCCACAUCAGGAAGUACCAGCCCAGGACCACAUCUGCUCCCAGAACCACCAGCAGUGGCAGCAAGUUGAAGGUGCAGCACUUCGAUGACGGAGAAAUGGACGAGCUGGCCACUCUGCUCCCGGUGGGCUUCAAGCCCAGGCCCAGCUACAAAAAUCGAAAGAUCACCACCACAACUUCCACAACAGAAGCGCUACCAGCUGAGGCAUCGAAACCAAAACCAGGACGCAACUCGACCAUCAGUCGAUCCUUCAAGAGUGGUCAGGUCACCGUGCAGGAUGUGGCUCAGGCGGGGCUACUGCCCAAGGGUUACAAGCCACCGAGGACAACCUCCACGACGACCACCACCGAAAAACCAGAUGAGAGCAGUCCUAAUCCUUCCUCCGGCUUGGAGAGCCUCUUCAGCGUGAUACAGUUUGAUGAAAAGUUGGCUUCACUGCUGCCCAAGGAUUACAAAUUGAGCAGUACUGCCAAGCCGAAGGAGAACACCACCACGCCAAGUCCGUCGACCACUCCAAGAAAUCUCCCUGUGGCGGUGCCUUUCGAUGAUCUGAGUACGUUCCAGUUGCCUCCUGGCUACAAGGCUCCCGAGUUGAAGGCGGAACCCAAGCUGCCACCGGGUGUGACUCCCAUCAAGAUAGAUAGUUUGAAAGAUCUGCUCCCGCCUGGAUUCAAGCUAAAUGAAACUGAGAGCGAUAACAGCGAUGAGAUUCCAGCUUCCCUGCUGCCACCUGGCUACAAAUCCAAAAAGCUGCAUCCCGCCUCCACCACCAGUACAACAACGACAACAACAACGAGUAAACCGAAGGCGGUGGCUUCCAGCACCACUGAAGCAGCGAUGACAGAAAGUGCCGGAGGAAGUGGCUUGAAGGUGGUGUUCCCAAAGGGCUUCCACAAGAGACUGGGCUCCCACCGCCUGACAACACCACAUCCCUCUGCAGAGGGUGCUCCUACCGAGUCCUCGAACUCCAACCUGCAGGUGAUGAUCAAGAAGGGACCACCGACACGGGCCACCACCGAAUUCACCGGCUGGCCAACACCGCCCACCACGCCACUUUCCAUUGACAAGCUGAACGCCCAGACCAUUAACUUUGAGGAUCUCCUGACCGCCAGCGGAACCAGCAGUACCACCAGCACCACCACCACUUCAACGAGCACCACUACGACGACCACUCCGCGACCCACCAAACCGGGACACUGCACCGCCGACUGCGACCUGGCAGCCACCAUAAAGAUCAUCGAUGGUGUGGCCUGGAAGCCCGAGCUCCUGGAUCACAACACCUUGGAGUGGAAGAACCUGGCCCACGAGCUGGAAGCACAGCUGAACGAUGUUUAUUCCGGAGCUCCACAACUGAACAAGUGGUACAAGAAGGUGCGCAUCGACAGCUUCAGCAAGGGCAGCGUCCUAGUCGACUACUAUGUGGAGCUGGCCAACAUCACCGAGGAUGUGGACACUCUGGAGAUCCGGCAGCUGUUCCACGAUGCCCUCACCAAGCCAGCGACUCCUGUUCUGCCCGACAAGGAUGCCCAGGAGAAUGAGACGGACAGUGUGUCGGGACCGCAGGAGGAGCAGCUGGUCACGGCCAGCUAUCAGAUGGGCAAAUACAUCAUUGAUCCGGUGGCCACGGACUUUAGUGUCAUCGCGAAAAAUGUUCACACAAAUGUUGAGUUCGCUGAGGAGGAUCUGCUAAUUCCCCAGUGGGCCAUUGUGGUCAUCGUGAUUGGAGUGGGUUCUCUGGUGUUUGUCGUCAUUUUUGGAGUCACAGUGCUGCUUAAUCGCCAGAAGAGGGCCAAGAAAACGCCCAUUCCUUUGACCAAUGAUAUGCUAAAUGAGCUGAAGGUCAAUCAUAUGGGCGGGGCGGACAACUAUGGCGUGGAUGACUUCUAUAAUAUUGACGACCCGUGGAACGAUACCAAGCAACCUAUUAAGCCGAAGCGCUUCACCAACUCCAUGCACGGCAGCAACAGUUCCAACAUCUACGACAGCUGGCGCUCCACCCGCCAUCCGCACACCAGCGGGGACUACUUCUACGACCAGCAGCCGACCUAUUCCCAGAAGGGCGACUCGCUGAAGAGGCCGCAGCUCCACCAUGGGAACCACAGCAGCCACAGCCACAGCCACCACCACCAGGCGCCGCAGCAGCACCAGCAGGCGUACGGACACCAGUAUCCGGAUGCCUUCGCCGAUGCCCACCAGAUGUACAGCUACAACAACCACGCGAGUCGGACGCGCUACGCCCGCGACUAUGAUCCCGACUUUUGAGCGGGAUCUCCUUGACUGGACCAUCCGUGCACUAGCUUUAGUAACUUGCGAACGAUUUUGAGUUGUAACUUAAUAGCGUAACGAAUCGUAGUUGUAAUGCUGAUAUAAUUUAUCGUACUGCCUGCUGGCUUGGCUCAAAAGUCGCCCACUUUUCAGUACCCACAGCCAGCCGUAGCUUAACUAAGCUAGCUAUCUACUUUUGUAUACUUAAUGGAGCUGCUAUAUCUGGAUGCCUUACACUUCCGUAUACGUAUGAAGGAAAUGCUUCUUAAUAGAACCUUGGGGCAUGCCCCGGAAAAUAAAUAGUCAUGCACUCUUAGUUAAUCCUAGGUCGUAUGUAAAACUAGAAACACUACAAUAUAUACUUUGUAUUAUUUAAAGUACUGGCGUCUUGCUAUAAUACUAAUGAUGUCUAAAUCUAGGCAAAUAAAUAAAUAAAUUAUAUAUACGGA
Molecule: messenger RNA, 6018 nt
Organism: Drosophila rhopaloa
Lineage: Eukaryota; Metazoa; Arthropoda; Insecta; Diptera; Drosophilidae
Product: mucin-5AC
Exons: 9
Coding region: 986-5566 (1526 amino acids)
Source: RefSeq, a predicted model, not a curated record